AUGAGGAGGGGUUUCACUGUGGCCCACCUGGCAGCACUCAGCCGGCCUCUCCGUGUGACCGGCUCUCAGCUGACAGGUGUCGCAGGGCAGAGGAGGCAGCUGUGCUCAGGUCUCUCCUUUAUGAGAAGCACCAGCCCACACGCUCCUGGCAACAUCCACGUAUUGCCCUCCACAACCUCUGCUAAUGUGUCCUGGGAACCAGGAUAUGAUGGCGGCUUCGAACAGACAUUUUCUGUGUGGUACGGUCCAGUGUCAAAAAGAACAGACUUUGGGCCUCACGACUGGCACUCCAUGCCAGUUUCUGGGGCUCAGACGUGGUUGGUGGUGACAGGGCUGGAGGCCGGGACAGAGUACCAGUUCAGUGUGUUGGCGCAGAACAAACUGGGCACGGGCCCAUUCAGCCAAGUUGUGACAGUCAACACUUUAGGCUCUCCUCUGGGUACCCCAGAACCACUGGUGCUUCUUACUCCACCACGGUGCCUAACAGCCAAUCGCACGCAGCACGGUGUCCUCCUCACAUGGCUCCCUCCAGGUAACCACUCCUCGCCCAUCGACCGAUAUAUCAUGGAGUUCCGCCUCGGGGAGAGGUGGGAGGUUCUGGAUGACCUGAUCCCGUCCACCGAGACCGAGCUCAUAGCCAGAGACCUCGUUCAGGAGUCCUGGUAUGAGUUUCGGGUGAUGGCUGUCAUGGAUGACCUGAUCAGUGAAAGCAGCAAUGUAGUGGGAGUGUCGAGCACCGAUCCCUUCCCUCCUGCGGAGUUGCCUGAUGAGGGGCUGGCGCGGCCGGUGGUGGCGGGUGUUGUGGCAACUAUCUGUUUUCUGGCAGCAGCAGUACUGUUCAGCACUCUAGCAGCUUGCUUUGUCAAUAAGCAACACCGUCGCAAACUGAAGCGUAAACCAGAUCCUCCCUUGUCGGUGACACACUUCAGGAAAAGCAUUGAGUCACCGCCUCCUCUCACCCCCUUGCCAGGGGUAGAGCCCUGCUGGGAUGAGCCUGCCAGGAGCAGUUUCUUGCCCCCGCCCGCCAGCCCCCUGUUAUCAUCUGGGAAAAUAAGUCCAGAGAGCUCUCCUCCAUCUAGGCCCCGCUCUCUUUCUUCAGACGGGUCCCAGGGCCCGGGGCUGUACGUCAGGAAGCUGCCCAGCCCUCUGAGGGAUCGAGAAAAAGAGCUCUCCUUCUACAAGAAAACCAAGCGUGCCAUAGCCAGCAAGAAAUACAGUGUGUCAAAGUAUGAGUCAGAGGUCACCACGCCUAUUGAGCUGAUAAGCCGCGGCCCUGAUGGCCGCUUCACCAUGGAAAGCCCACCGGCCCGCCGCAUCCACGGCUUCCCCUUCGCAGAGGAGUCUGACAUGUACCCCGAGUUCCGGCAGUCUGAUGAGGAGAAUGAUUUUGACCCAGGGCCUUUGCCGCCCAUCAUGCCCACGCUGCGGCCCCAGCUCUCCCCAACGUCCUCCAGCCUGGAGUCAACGCAGCCCCCCAACUACAGCCCCCGCCUCCACAGGGCCAUGGAAGGUAUGAGCUUUGCAGAGGGCAGUGCACUUCACGCCUCAGGGCAGGCCCCGGCCUCCCGCUACAGGGGCUUUCCCCAGGGCCCGUUCUAUGGGUAUCUAGGCAGCCGCAUUGAAUCAGGGAUUCCACCACCAUUCUACAUGCCUGACAUCAGCCCGCGCAGCUCUGCUCUGUCCUCCCCCCCAGGCACCGCCGAGGGUCCCUUUGGUUACCCCUCCAUCCCUGAGGAGAGUGGCGAGAUGGAGCACCAUCAGUACACUGCCUCUGGCCAUUCUCUGUCGCACACACACAGCCCUCCGUGCUCCCCUGACAGCUGGCAGCCUCAUGAGUUACCCUUCCUGGGUCUAGAGGGCCCACGGUUCAUAUACCCGCCUCACCAUCCCUUGCAUCAUUCCCAGGACCUCCCUGAUCCACCCCCAUACCCUCCUCACUCUCACCCCCACGGUCGCCUGCACCUCUCUUCCCUAAAGGACCCAUCAAGCCCUGGCCUCCUGCAGUUGGAGGUCCCUAUGGCUCCCCAAGGCAGAGACCGGCCCAUGGGGCCCCCGGUUAGGCGUUUAACUAUGCAACAGGCCCAGAGUCUCGGCCAUCUCAGACACACGGCCCACGGUGUGGGUGUACCAGUGUUGCCUUACCCUGACCCGGCAGCCCGUGCAGGGAGCCCAAGCACAGCCCCCAGUAGUAGCCCUCAGUCCUGGCUCAGCCCGAGAGCGCAUCGCCGGGCAGACCCCAGCCUACCCCCAUUAGUACUCCAGCCCUCCCGCCUCUCUCCACUCUCCCAAAGCCCCCUUAGCACCCAGCCAGGUUCCCCAGAUAUCCUAGUGCGGCCCCCUCCCCGCCCCAGCAUCCUCCGCACCUCUCGGUCUCUGGAGAUGCAUGAAAUCUCCCUGCAGCCCACUGUCAGUUUCUCCCGGAGGUCUUCCCCGUCCGCCUCUCCCACUCAGAGCCAUGCCACCAGGCAACCCAGCCCCAGUUACCACGCCCACAUGUCCUAUGCCUCCACUGCAGCCAGUUACCCCUCCCAGUCCCCCUCUCCCCCUCUGGAGGGCAGGGAUGUGUUCGGGCAGAGGCCGUCCCAGAGAAGGACGGAGGAGGAGAUGCUGCCCUCAGAGCCCUCUCAGCUCCAGAUAUCAGCCUCAGGAGAACUUCUAGGUGCGUCUAGUGAUCCUGCCGGGUCUGAGAGCUUACCAGCACUGCUACACCACUGUAUUACUAAAGCCAAGGGAGGGGCUGCCAACAACAAUAACAACACAACCUCCGUAAGAAGAACAGGUGUGUGUCCCUCUCAGACCCAGCAGCAAUCUCAGACCCCCCAAGAGGGAGAGGAUCUCCACAGAAAGAGGAAAAGGCAAAACAAGAAGAACCCCUAUGUCUAUUUGACCUCCUUCCUGCACCGCAGGCAGUCUGAGGAUGACCAGACAGGCAUACUGGCCAGUGCAGACUCCGAGGGCCCAAAUUACGGCACUCUACGCUGACCCGUGUGCCCCCAAGCCAUUGGACUAGACUGAACCCACCUCAGCCCUCCCUGCUCCACCCCGGGCUCUAGCUAACACAUUUCUUAUAAUCUCUAAAAGUUCAUCAGGGCUGGGCAGCGAGAAACAUCCAGCUGAAAACUCCGGGGGUUGAAAAUCUCAUUUGAAGUCAAGAACAAUGGCUUUUCUGACUUGGCACCACCACUUGUCUCUGAGGAAUUUCACUUGAAAACAUUUCAAACAUAUAUAAUGUAUAUAAAUAGUAAAAACAAGGGAAUUAAGCUUCCUUCUACAGUAAUAAAAAUGUGUUGGUUGAGUAUGUCACAACACGUAAAAGAUUUUUCACUCACUGGUCAUUGAUAGGUCCAUAUCUUUAGGUUUUCCAGUGAUACAGUGUACUGUGAAACCUGGUGCGUCCUCGGACAUGGACAUGGGUCUACCUUUCCUACAAUACAAAUAGCGUCAAUAUUAAAACACAGGGUUCUUACCACAAAAUAUACCUCAGAGUAAACGCAGAGUUGCUGUAAAUCUUUGGGUAUACUGUAAGUACUUGACCUUUUUACAUAUGAAACGUAUGGAUUAAAAGGUUUAUAUCACACGCCGCACUCAUUCAGACAGAUAAUAUGGCCUAACUUGAUCUAAUUUAGCUUUUUACUAUCGAUAAUAGCUGGAAUUUUGUGUUUAUUUUCAUGUAUGAUUCAAUGCCAACCAUUAGAGGACUGUCUUAAUUGUUAUGCUUGAUGGCUGAGUGUGUUUACACUUAUCAUUAAAGCACCAAAUUAAGAACAAGAUCAUAGCCUUCAUGAGAGCUCUCAAAAUAAUUUGGGGCUUACACGAUCAACAGAGGUUGGACUUUAGGUUUAGAAGAACAGGGUGAUGAAUUGUGAAGUGUACUGUAGUAUGUAUUUCAUUAUUAAGAAAAUCAUUUGUGGAACGUGGCACGUCUCUAGGUGCCUUUUUUUGCCUUUUUCUCUUGUUUUUUCUAACAUAAACUGCCUUUUCCUUCGCCUUCUCAUAUUUGUCUCUUCUGGAGGUUGGAAGUGAGAGACUUUAAUAGUAUGUGUGUUUUUACUUUCUCUGCCAAGGACACAUUAGAGAAAAUGCUACAGAGAAUGCAUAACUUCUUUGUUGUUUUUUACAUUUAUAUUUUAAAUGGGUACCUGCUUCAACUUUGUGUAUCCGAGUAAUAGUACAGAACCAGAUUACCCAUACAAAAAAACACCAAUUAAAAUAAAAAAGGCAAGUAAAUCCAAUAAAUACCACUUUAUCUUCAAGUACAAGAGCAUUGUGCAUGAGUUUUCAUGCGUAACUAGUAGGAUGUUAAUGUUUAACGACAGCUGUUAGAGGAGAAUGUGAUUUAUUCAUGAAGCGGUUAACAAGCAAUGGGAAACACUCUAACAAUGGCCACCCUGACUGUUUAUCUUUAACAACUGUAUAUUACUUGCUAGCUACUUCUCUGUAUGUUUGUUAGUUUUUCGUCACUAACCGAUAAUGAAUGUAUGUUUUGCUGUACAGAAAACGAAUGUUCCGAUGUCAAAGUAUAUCGAAUGACCCAUUAAGUUGUUUAUAGAGCAGCUGCCAUUGGUGAGAUGUCCAGUUGGCAAAUUAAGUCCAAAUUGUUUAACUUCUCUGUGUUAUUGCUGCAUGAGGUAAUAACUAACAGCCCCACACAAGUCCUGAGCCAAGCUCCCUUUCCCUCUGAUGGCUACAAAAAAAACAUUUCCUUUUUACUGCUAAUGCUAGUUCAAUCACUCAAAAACAUAUCAGCUAUAUUUCCAUCUGCUACAAACAAAUCAGAGGUUUCCGACAAAUAUCCACAUGAAUGAAUCGACUCAAUGUCUGCUUAUUGAAAUCUCUUUUGACAAGUGAGAGAGUGAUGAUUGCCUGAAAGUGAAAGUGCAUAUUCUACUUUAACAAAUUGGUUUCAUGUAAGAUACGAGUAAAACAAAAAAAGAUCUAUAUUUGUUAUGUACAUGGUAUGUAUUGUAUUUGUAAAGAUUAAUCAAACCAUGUUUUACAGGAAGACGUUCUUGUAUGAGGAUGUAUGAAAAGACGGGAAGAAUCCCUAGGAAAAAUAAAUUAGAUUAUAUAUAAAAGUAUUUGCUUACAGUACGGCUUUAAGCGGAUAAUGUUUCUAAAACAUUUUAAGGUGCCUCAUUUGUUAUACUUUAGCAGACAUUAUUUUAUCUGAGAAGAAAAGAAAACCUUAAUGUUAGUACCGUACGAUGUAUUAUUGCCAUAGCCCGCUGGCUGCACAAGUUAAGUAGUAUUUUCUCUGAUGUAUAGUACGUGAAUGCCCUUUGGAAAAAGCUUUAGAAGCAGACGUGUGUUGCCCUCUAUAACAAUAUUCUUGGAACAAAGUAAUACUCUUAGAUUUAUCCAGAUCUUUCGCCUUCAGGUGUCCUAAGCAAAUAAACGGAAGGAAACUUUUUUCUAAGCGUCACAGACAUGCUCUCGUCAUGUACAAUACGUGCUGUGGAGGAAACUGUGUUUACAUUAGUUUGAUGAAGAAAAGUGUGUUAGGGCAUAGUUGCUUUGAACAUUACGACUUGGUGCUAUGUUUAACUUUGUGGUGCUGUAGAAUAGAGGUCUAAAGAUUUUUUGUUCUGUUUUCACAAGUAGGCCCUGUGUGUUUGAGCAACUAAACUAGCUCCGGUAGACUCUAUAGGUCCUUAUAACAGUAUCAUGGUGUGAUGACAGUGAUAGACAAUACUGGAAAAAUAGUAGUAUAACCUCGAGUAAUAGAGACAUGUGACAUUCAAAUGAACUCCUGUUUUCUAUAGUGUGUUUGCAAUGUCUGUCUGUGCUUCCAAGGUACCCUCUCUAAAGUAUAUUUGUGAUGAUACUGACAAUAUUAACCAAGCCUAAAAAGAGAACCUGGUUUAAAUUAGUACACAGCCGCAGGACACAUGAGAGGGAAUCUGAGAGCAAUGUCAGGUCGCGAGGGGAUCUUUUCUACACACUUCCUGUAGGUCCGCCAUCUUUGGUUAACAGCACUGUUUUUCAAGCACACUAUCUGCAGGGGCGUAACCGUCUCAUGUCAUCACCACUUUUCUGACCGUAGAAAUACUACUAGUACUGUACAGUAUGGCCACGAGUAGCCAUCAGACCACAUUUGUAUGUAAUACUGAUUCUCCUGGUUGAAAGGUGUUGGGAAAGCUCAUACAUCCUCUCUGGGUUUAAAACGAAUGGAUGUUGUCUUCCGGGCUCUUUUUUUGCAUAUUCAACAGAAACAUGUAGCCUACAGCGUUUAAGAGGGCUGCUUUGGACGUACUGUUAGCUCGUUUUUUUUGUUUCCUUUUCGAUUUUUCUGCUUACAGCUUUUAGUGCAUCACUAGGUGCUGGUAGGAUGAUACUUAGAACCAUUUUGAUUUUUUAUUGUAUUAAUCUUGCAUGUAGAGACAAUACAAGAAAACGCCUACUGUAUUUAGCAAUCAUUCAUGGACAUCCGAGCUGGUUGUUAUUGGACGGAAAAUAGAAAUAUGUAGUAUUUUCUAUAUUCUCUGUUUUUUCAUGUGUACCAGCACUGAGAAACUAGAAUGUAUUAUUAUCGUAGGCUACAAUAAGCACUACAUCGUUGACUGUUUUAGCUAUUGCUCAUACUCAAGCAAACCAAGUAGUGCUUAAAAAGGAAGAAAAUUGACUACAUUUAAUUUCAUUUUCAUCCACUGAACUCUGUGCUGUUCAUCACAUGUUUACAUUCUGUAUUAUAUGUUGUUUAUUGUUUUUUUUGUACAUAGUUUGUCUCCAUAAUGGUCUUUAAGUUGUAUUCAACACUGUUCAUAUGUAAAUAUUUCCCAACAUUUUUUUUUACUUUUCUCUGUUUUAAAAUGAUAACCUGAUGUCCCUUUUUUGUGUUCAGUUUUUAGACUUGUAUUUCCGUUAUGUCACCACAUCAGGUAUAACGCUUCACUUAACUUUUUGUGAGCAAUUAACUCAUACUGUAUGGUGCUGUACCAAAGCCUUAUGUAUAAUAUUUGUAUUACUUUAUCUCUUGUUUGCCACUGCUGUCCAGUGAGUUCUGUAUCAUCUGAGAUCAUGUCUUACUCACUCUUCAUGUUCAACUGCCAUGGAUCUCAUUUCUUUAUUGAGUAAACAGAAACCUGAACGAACUAUGAUGUAAAAACUCUGGCCUGUAACCAACUGGCCUGGAUAUGACAGUCGCCAUCAAAAGCCUUUGUAAGGAGAAACACACAGGCUCACUGCUGGUGGCUCAUUGUGACGUAGACAUGGGCCUAGCACAUGAUCUAUGCUCUAUAUAUGGCAUGUCUAUGAGAAUAUGAAAACAGUGUUGUAUUCAUGUCACCAUAUCAUUUCAAAAAUGCUUAGUCCCAUACGAAAUUUUCCUCUCAAAUUUUUGUAUUUUGAUAUAAUAAAAAAAUCAAAAGAG
Messenger RNA from Notothenia coriiceps (black rockcod), 7369 nucleotides. RefSeq names its product protein turtle homolog B-like. Gene Ontology annotation, cellular component: neuron projection. NCBI's taxonomy places the organism in Eukaryota, Metazoa, Chordata, Actinopteri, Perciformes, Nototheniidae. The transcript is spliced from 11 exons. The record is from RefSeq and is a predicted model, not a curated record. Gene Ontology annotation, molecular function: protein binding. Bases 1 to 2982 code for a protein of 993 amino acids.